This is a messenger RNA of Hibiscus syriacus, 2078 nucleotides long. RefSeq names its product two-component response regulator ARR12-like. The transcript is spliced from 7 exons. Gene Ontology annotation, biological process: phosphorelay signal transduction system; cytokinin-activated signaling pathway. Gene Ontology annotation, molecular function: DNA binding. NCBI's taxonomy places the organism in Eukaryota, Viridiplantae, Streptophyta, Magnoliopsida, Malvales, Malvaceae. Bases 84 to 2078 code for a protein of 664 amino acids. The record is from RefSeq and is a predicted model, not a curated record.
UCUGUCUCAGUUCUUUCUGUACUUCUUAGUUUCUGGGAUUUCUAUGUGUUAAUGUUUCCCAAAAGAACAACGAACCGUAGAAGAUGAUAGUAGAGCGAGUUAUCAGUGACACCAAGGAUCAGUUUCCUGUUGGCAUGCGAGUUUUGGCAGUUGACGAUGACCCAACUUGCCUUUUACUACUACAGACCCUGCUUCGUAGAUGCCAGUACAAGGUUACCACAACAAGUCACGCUAUCACAGCAUUGAAAUUGUUGAGAGAAAACAAGAACGGGUUUGAUUUGGUUAUCAGUGAUGUCCAUAUGCCCGACAUGGAUGGUUUUAAGUUACUCGAGCUUGUGGGGCUUGAGAUGGACCUGCCCGUCAUAAUGUUGUCAGCAAAUGGUGAUACCAAGCUUGUCAUGAAAGGAAUUACACAUGGGGCUUGUGAUUAUUUAUUAAAACCUGUUCGAAUCGAGGAGCUGCAAAAUAUAUGGCAACAUGUGAUCAGGAGGAAGAAACUUGAUAGAAAAGUCCGGUCUAAUUCUGGCAGCAUAGACAAGCCUCAUAUUGACGGCGGUGAUGCUGCAGGGACAGGAAAUGUUGAUCAGACUGGGAAGCUAAACAAAAAGAGGAAGGACCAGAACGAAGAUGGGGAUGAGGAGUGUGAUGAAAGUGGGCAUGAUAACGAGGAAUCAUCGUUCCAAAAGAAACCUCGUGUUGUUUGGUCAGUGGAGUUGCAUCGCAAAUUUGUUGCAGCAGUUAAUCAAUUGGGCAUUGACAAGGCUGUACCUAAAAAGAUACUAGAAUUGAUGAAUGCUGAAAAUCUUACCAGAGAAAAUGUUGCCAGCCAUCUCCAGAAAUUCAGGCUUUACCUGAAAAGAAUCAGCUGUGUGACAAACCAGCAAGCCAAUAUGGUGGCAGCCUUGGGCGGUGUAGAUUCUACCUUUUUCCGGAUGGGGUCUCUGAAUGGAGUUGGGAAUUUCCAUACGUUGGCUGGACCUGAUCAGGUUCACAAUGCAGCCUUCAGAUCUUUCCCUCCAAGUGGGGUGUUUGGAAGAUUCAACACUGCUGGACUAGGUAUUCCUGGACAUUCUUCUCCUCAAGUGGUUCAGGUAAGUCCUGUACAUAACUUGGGCAAUACCAGUAACAAUCAGAGCAAGUUGCAAUCUUAUCUAAUUCCUGGAAACCAUAACGCUAACAUUCUCCAAGGGAGGCCAAUGACAUUAGAACUGGAUGAACUACAAAAUAACAGGGUCAUUAGCCGAGUUGGACAGCUGCAAUCUUUUGAUGAUACUACCGUUUUUCCUGUUUCUGGCAGUCUAGUGGAUUCAAGAUGCUAUGAUAAUACACAAUUUGGCGUUACAAGCAGCCCUUUAAAUUUGGAAGGAAACUCUCAGCUGGCAUCUUCGCAUGCUAGUAAUUUGAGAGGCAGUGUUUCUGCAAUGGGAUUCCAAAAUGGGAGUAUUUUAUCUGACUUCACUUCCAUAGCUCCUGCUUCUAAUCAAUUACAGGAUUCAAAAGCAGAUAUACAAGGCCACACAUCCGCAAUCCCCUGUAAUUCAGGGCAAAUAAUCAGAAACAUGGGCCAAUGUUUGGAUCAAAAUAACCCAAUUUUCAACAGAAACAUUGGUCUUGAAUCUGUUGAACCAUCGAACUUUGUUGACCCCUUACCCAUCAAUUAUAAUAAAUGUGAAAACAUAUCUAUGGAGCCAUCAGUUAUUGAAAAGGAAGGGUAUCUAAUGGUCCAACCUAUGACACAGGGAAGUUACAUUCUUGAUAAUUUGGAGCCAUCAGAUACGGAAAAGGAAGAAUACCUCAUAGUCCAACCUAGGCCACUGGGGAGUUACGUUUCUGAUAAUGUUGGUUCAUUGGAAGAUCUGGCAAGUUUUAGAAAGAAACUUGAUGAGUCUGAAGAACUCGGUGGGUUACUAGCUUUGGCCAAGAUGAAGGGGAACCAGCAGACAUUGAUUUUGGAUGCAAUGCUCAUUCUCUCGGGACUUGCAUCUAAGAUGAGAAUGUAUCCACUUGCAGCAAUCGAAGGAUCUGCAAUGCAAGAACUACUCUUCUUGAUAGUUUUGCCUCAUGUAACUGAUAACUAA